CUGAAUGAAAACCAUAUACCAACAAUAGAAGAGUACAUGCGCAUAUCAAAAAAAUCAGGUGCUUACCCUUUGCUGAUAUUAACGUCUUACAUUGGUAUGGGUGACAUAACCACAAAGGAGAUCUUCAGUUGGGUAUCAAAUGAGCCAAGAAUUGUUAACGCCGCUGCAACUCUUUGCAGGCUAAUGGAUGAAAUUGUUUCCAGUGAGUUUGAACAGAAAAGAGGACAUGUUUGCUCAUUGUUAGAUUGUUAUAUGAAGCAAUUUGAUAUGUCUAGAGAAGCUGCUAUUCAAGAAUGCAAAAAUUGUAUGACAAUUGUUUGGAAAGAUAUAAAUGAAGAAUGUCUUAGGCCAACCAAAGUUCCAAUGCCUUUUAUGAUUUGUGUUCUCAAUCUUUCGCGUUUUAUGGAUGUUAUUUACAAAAACAAAGAUAACUACACGGAUUCUAACGGACUAAUGAAGACAUUUAUUAAAGAAGUGUUGGUUGAUCCUGUUCCAAUUUGAGCACCGAGGUUUUAGUGGAUGUUUGGAUUCACAUUAAGUUUGAAAAAUCCAAGUGGCACAUGGAUUUUCUUAAAGUUC
This is a messenger RNA of Medicago truncatula (barrel medic), 579 nucleotides long. Its product is annotated as (-)-germacrene D synthase. Gene Ontology annotation, biological process: terpenoid biosynthetic process. Bases 37 to 501 code for a protein of 154 amino acids. Gene Ontology annotation, molecular function: magnesium ion binding; terpene synthase activity. The record is from RefSeq and is a predicted model, not a curated record. Lineage: Eukaryota; Viridiplantae; Streptophyta; Magnoliopsida; Fabales; Fabaceae. The transcript has 2 exons.